AUGGAUUGUAUUAUGAUUCAUCUGCUGAUCGCCUGCGCUAUGAUUACUCUGACUCAGGGCUUCAGCCAGGGAUACCUACAACAGGCCAUGCUGGAGAAACUGGGCCUGAAGGAAUUCCCGAAGAUCCACAAGAGGGACCUGGAUACAUUAGUGGUUCCAACACACCUACGAAACAAGUACUUAUCCAUGCUGAAGAUGCAUCACAAUCGGAGGCGCAGGUCCCUGCCAAGCCUAGCCGGAAUACUGAAGGGCAUCCCGGGAAACUCAGAUAUCUCUGGGGAAAUCGUCUAUUCAGACGCGACCAGGCAGCGCCUCGUCUUCGACAUGACCGCUAGGAUCCCUGCUAACAGCGAAGUGACCAUGGCCGAACUCAAACUCUUUAAGACCACCCUUCGCAAACUGUCUGUGGCCGAGAGAAAGAGCCGGUCGGUCAAUAACGCACGGGUCAGCGUGCAUUGGGUCGAGGUUCAGGCAGACGGAUCCAACCGAACAUCGCUGGUAGAUUCAAGGCUAGUUCCGAUUCACAAGGCUGGGUGGCAGAGUUUUGACGUCACCCAGGCGGUGCAAUACUGGUCAAAAGGCUCGCGUGACACCCCGUUGCACCUGGAGCUGUGGAUUGAGGGCGAGAGACCGGGCAGUUACGCCGCGGAGAUGGCCAGGAGUGUUCGCUUCACCACGCAUGGGGGUUUGGAUGGCAAAAAGGGAAACCCGGAGCUACUUCUUUUCACUCUCAACCUGGAAGAAUACGGGUCUCGCGGAGAUUGCGCAUCAUCAAAAAAUAACGGAAUGUGCUGCAGGGAAGAACAUUUCGUGAAUUUCCGCGAACUCACUUGGACUCAAUUCUGGAUUAUCGAACCAGCGGGAUACCAAGGCUUCCGGUGUUCCGGAGGAUGCAAGCAACCCAAGCGUUACUAUGGCUACGGGGAGAGGAGGUGCGCGGUGACGGAGAGUGCGCCAUUGCCCAUCAUGUACCUGGUGAAAAAGGGAGAUUACACCGAAAUUGAGGUGGCCGAAUUUCCCAACAUGAUAGUGGAAAAAUGCGGGUGUACAAUGGACAAUGAAUAUACCUAGACACGUUUUAAGUCAUCAUAUUAGUAAAACUCUACUUUAUAUUUUAAUAGCUUGGAGUUUGUUCAUGGGGUGAUAUGUUUAACUUGUUUUAUGAGCACUUAAAAAUAUGUGAAAAAAUAUCUAAAUUAUUAUAUGCUACAACCAAACUAAACUAAAGAGAAUCUUCCUGAGAGUAACAAGCGUUUG
Molecule: messenger RNA, 1257 nt
Organism: Osmerus eperlanus (European smelt)
Lineage: Eukaryota; Metazoa; Chordata; Actinopteri; Osmeriformes; Osmeridae
Product: left-right determination factor 1-like
Exons: 4
Coding region: 1-1071 (356 amino acids)
Biological process (GO): anterior/posterior axis specification
Cellular component (GO): extracellular region
Molecular function (GO): cytokine activity; growth factor activity; transforming growth factor beta receptor binding
Source: RefSeq, a predicted model, not a curated record